GCAAGCCGAGGCAUUUUGCAGUAGUCAAAGACGACAUCUUUCAUAAAUCGAAGGAAGAGCCUCGUUCCACUUCGCUCAUUACUCCGGACGACCGAGCAGAAGAGGUAGAUAAAUCGCCGUCCCGUCCCUCUGCUCCAAGGAUAACCACGUCCCAAUUGCACAAGUCUCGUCUUCAUUUACACUCUACAUCUCUGGAGAUGGCUUUUGAAAAGGGCGGCGAAAACGCCUACGAUGUUGUGAUCAUAGGUGCUGGUAUCUCGGGCAUCAACUUUGGAUACCGACUGCAGGAACGCAACCCCGACCUCAGCUACAUCAUCCUCGAUGGCCGACACGAGAUGGGAGGCACCUGGUCGCUCUUCCAGUACCCCGGCAUCCGCUCCGACUCCGACUUGUACACCUUUGGUUUCCCCUGGCGCCCGUGGACCGAGGAGACCUCGAUUGCUGGCGGCCCGUUGAUUCUCAACUACCUCAAGGAGUCUGCUCAGAUGUAUGGCAUUGACAAGAAAAUCCUGUUUCAUCAUCAGGUCAACGCUGCGAACUACUCUUCAGAGCACAAGACGUGGUCAUUUGAUGUCACUGCGAACAAGACCGAGAAGAAGACGUUCCGGAGCAAGUUUGUCUUGUUGUGUACUGGUUACUACGAUUACCACGAGCCAUUGAAGACCGUCAUUCCUGGAAUCGAUGACUUCAAGGGUAAGGUUAUUCACCCGCAGUUCUGGCCUAAGGAUCUCGACUACGCCAACAAAAAUGUAGUCAUUGUGGGAAGCGGAGCAACUUCAGUCACCGUCGUCCCAGCCAUGAGCAGAACAGCCUCCCACGUAACCAUGCUCCAGCGAUCUCCCAGCUACAUCCUCUCCACCCCCAGCGAAGACGCGCUGGAAAGGUUCAUCCGCAGAUGGUUCCCCGUCUACUACCAACACAAACUCAUCCGCUGGAAAUGGAUCGCCGUGCCCUUCCUCCUCGUCACCUUCUGCCAAUACUUCCCGUCCUUGGGCAAGAAGAUGUUCCGCUCCGCCACCGAGCCCCAACUCCCGCCGACCGUCUCUUACAGCCCGAACUUCACGCCAGAUUACAACCCCUUUGAGCAGAGGGUGUGCUUCUGCCCGGACGCAGACUUCUACCGUGCUCUGCGAUCCGGCAAGGCCAGUGUGGAGACAGGGGUGAUUGAGAAGGUGACGGCGGACUCUGUCAAGUUGACUUCCGGCAAGGAAUUGCACCCGGACAUCAUCGUCACAGCCACCGGGCUGAAGGUCCGAGUCGGUGGUGGUAUCGAUGUCAGUGUUGACGGCAAGCCUUACAACGUGCCGGAGAAGUACGUCUGGAAGGGCGUUAUGUUGCAAGACCUCCCCAACGCCGCCUUCGUGAUUGGAUACGUCGAUGCUUCGUGGACGCUCGGUGCGGACGCGACUGCGCAGAUGAUCUGCCGCAUGCUGAACCAAAUGAAGAAGGAAGGCGUGGAUGAAAUCAUUCCUCGCCUCAGCGACAAGGAGAAGAACACCAUGAAAGAUGCGCCACUUCUACGCCUGAAGAGCACAUACGUCAAGAAGGGCAAAGACGUCUUGCCCAAGGCGGCAGACCGCGGCCAGUGGCAGGCGCGAAGCUACUACUGGAAGGACUACCUACUUGCGCAUUACGGCGACAUCAAGUCGAGCAUUGAGUGGAAUCGCUCAUGAGCGUCUUGGACAAGUGUAGACAUCUCGGACUUU
This is a messenger RNA of Neohortaea acidophila, 1706 nucleotides long. RefSeq lists its product as uncharacterized. Bases 198 to 1673 code for a protein of 491 amino acids. NCBI's taxonomy places the organism in Eukaryota, Fungi, Ascomycota, Dothideomycetes, Mycosphaerellales, Teratosphaeriaceae. The record is from RefSeq and is a predicted model, not a curated record. The transcript is spliced from 4 exons. Gene Ontology annotation, molecular function: NADP binding; N,N-dimethylaniline monooxygenase activity; flavin adenine dinucleotide binding.